AUGGCCACCUACGCUACCCGACUUCAAAACGUUCUUGGGCCAGUUGUUGAGAGGGCUCGACGGUGGUCGCAGUCGUCGGCCGCUGAGGAGCGUCCUGCACCUCCUAUUCCAGCCCUCUCAGAUGAGGAUCACGAUUUCUCAGCCGCAGAAUCAGCCAUCGCGACACCACUCCAUUCCCCUCGUGCCUUAGAGCCAGUUUUCGAAUCUUUCGAUGCAGACCCGGAAGACGGGGCUUCCGAGCAGGCAUUAGCAAUCGGUGAUCCUUCUUCAAGGUACCGGCCCCCCAUGUCAGGUCAAUCAAACGAAUUCGCGAAUCGGACCCCCGAAUCACCACCGUCAACAUGGAGGUCGCCAAUAUCUUUCUCGGACUUACCUACUACCUUAUCCCCGACCUCGGAAGACAAUUCGGCAUUACAGAACCCCGCGAAAUCUGCGCUCCCGGAAGAUGAUGGACAGAAGUUUUUGCGCCAAAAGCUUGUCGAGAUCUCAAGGCUGAAUAUUUCAGACCGGGAGAGGGCCGUACGAAUGCAUAGUCUUAUGUUGGAGAAAUAUAAUGCCUCUCGUCGUCCCGAGGAAAUGUUCGAGUUAGAAUCUGCACAGUCGGGCCAGUCCCAAGCUAAUGCAGAGGAGUCCUACAUCUCACAGCACGAUAACCCGUUCAAACUUUCACCUCUGGAUAUCGCAAAAACAUAUUAUACAGGACCACCUACUCCAGAUGUAGCAGCUAAUGGGGAGUUGGUAGUUCAAGAGGAGAUACCAGCUUCUACGGAUUUGGGAACUCUCCAAGAUCUACCGGAGGAGCUUGGAUGCCCGCAUUACCGGCGUGGCGUAAAACUCCAAUGUUCGACAUGUGAGAAGUGUGUAAAUUGUGGGAUAACGACCCGCGAAAAAGCAUUUAUCAUUGCAAUGACUGUGGAAUAUGCCGGAUUGGUGAAGGACUGGGCAAAGAUUUCUUCCACUGCAAGGUCUCUAAUCACGUAA
Morchella sextelata is the source of this 981-nucleotide messenger RNA. RefSeq lists its product as uncharacterized. NCBI's taxonomy places the organism in Eukaryota, Fungi, Ascomycota, Pezizomycetes, Pezizales, Morchellaceae. The record is from RefSeq and is a predicted model, not a curated record. The coding region runs from base 1 to 981 and encodes 326 amino acids. The transcript is spliced from 2 exons.